CGACAGUUACCUCCUGUUGUCCCAUUGCACCGAAGCAACGAAUCCAUUCUUCAACCGCCUUCUGCCAUUCCUCAGUCAACAUGCGUGUCAUUACAAUCCCUGUCCUUGAAGACAACUACUCAUACAUCAUCCUCGAUGAAAAGACCUCCGAGGCCGCCGUCGUCGACCCAGUCGAGCCCCAGAAGCUCAUGCAUAUCUUGCAACACCUCGGCGCAAAAUUGACCUCGGUCCUCUGCACACAUCACCACUGGGAUCAUGCCGGAGGCAAUGUCGAUUUGAUCUCAAAGAAGCCAGGUCUGGCGGUCUAUGGCGCAGAUGCGCGGAUCCCCGAGAUCAAUUACGUGGUUAAGGAUAAAGAGGAAUUCAAAAUCGGCAACAUCACGAUCCAGGCGUUGUGGACGCAUUGUCAUACGAAGGGUAGCAUCAGUUAUUAUGCGAAGGAUGAUACAGACAGGGCCGUCUUCACCGGCGACACUCUGUUCUUGAGUGGGUGUGGUCGAUUCUUCGAGGGUACUGCAGCAGACAUGUACAACAGUCUGCUUCACAUCCUGGCUACCCUUCCUGUAGAAACCAAGGUCUAUUGCGGACAUGAAUACACAAAGGCCAACCUUCAGUUUGCACAACAUGUCGAGCCCGAUAACCCACAUGUGGCCCAGAAAUUGCAGUGGUGUAUGGAUGAAAACGUUAAGAUCACGAUCCCAGGAACCAUUGGCGAGGAGUUGCUGUGCAAUCCCUUCCUUCGUGUUAACGAGCCUUCUUUACAAGCAUUUACGGGCAAGAGCGAUCCUAUCGAUGUGAUGCAUGUCCUCCGAGAACUGAAGAACAACUUUUAAACCCGAGAAGUAAAAAAACCCUCCCUAUAAAAAACCA
Messenger RNA from Gamsiella multidivaricata, 870 nucleotides. RefSeq names its product beta-lactamase-like protein. Lineage: Eukaryota; Fungi; Mortierellomycota; Mortierellomycetes; Mortierellales; Mortierellaceae. Gene Ontology annotation, molecular function: hydroxyacylglutathione hydrolase activity. The transcript has 4 exons. The coding region runs from base 81 to 833 and encodes 250 amino acids. The record is from RefSeq and is a predicted model, not a curated record.